AUGGCGAUCGUAUUUUGUGGUCCAACUGCAUUAAAUACCGGUCAACGUCGUAGAAAUGGAUUAUCAUUACCAUUACAUUGGAUACAAAUUUUUGCAAUUAUAGUCAUACUAUUUCUUAUACUGAUGAAUUAUUUAACAUUAUGUGUUAAUAUUCCUACACAUCCAUGGCAAUGGUUAAAUAUUGUGCUAACUUCACUGAUUAUACUUCCAUUUUUAUUUAUUUUUAUAAGAUUAGCUUAUAUUGAUCCGGCUGAUGACGAAGUCAUAAAGAAAAGUAUCGGACCAAAAACUGAUUUUGAUCGUCGUCAACAUGCACAUGUUAUAACAGAACUUUAUUGUCAUAUAUGUUCUGUACAUGUUACAGAAAAAGCGAAGCAUUGUUCAUCAUGUAAUAAAUGUAUUUAUUCAUUUGAUCAUCAUUGUGUUUGGCUUAAUACAUGUAUUGGAGGAAAAAAUUAUCGAUUAUUUCUCUCAAUGUUAUCGUUAGUUGUUAUUGGAACUUUAAUUUUAUUUAUAAAUAGUUUACUGCAAUUUAUUGGCUCAUUUCAAGAUCUAUCAUCAUCAACAUCGUUACUCAAAUUAAAACCAUUUUAUAAUUCAAAUCAAUAUGCUAUAUUAAUGAUUCCGUCAUCACUCAUCGCAUUUCAAGUCAUAACAGCAAUCAUAGCAUUUAUCGCUAUUGCAUGUUGGGGAUUAACUCUAUAUCUUCUUGCUUUUCAUAUUUAUUUAUGUUAUCAUGGUAUAUCAACAUAUGAUUAUGUUGUUAAUCAUCGAAUUAAUCGAACUGUUAAUCAAACAUUAUCUCAAUUUAAUCAACUUAAUCACAACCAUUUGUCACCAAAAGAAACGGAAUUAACUCCACAAAAACGAAGAAAAACGAAUCAUUUGGAAUUUUAUAAAGAUAAUGGUACUAUAAAUCAUUCUCCAAAAUCACAAGUUUAUACUGUCGAAGGAAAUCAUAGAGAUUCUUCACAACAUUUACAAACACGUCAGAGUUUAAAUCAAGAAGGUUAUAUUCUUAAAAAUGAAUCUAAAACACAUGAUGGAUAUUAA
This is a messenger RNA of Adineta steineri, 1053 nucleotides long. Lineage: Eukaryota; Metazoa; Rotifera; Eurotatoria; Adinetida; Adinetidae. The record is from the annotation of a GenBank genome assembly.